Mauremys reevesii (Reeves's turtle) is the source of this 6100-nucleotide messenger RNA. RefSeq names its product kelch repeat and BTB domain containing 12 (gene KBTBD12). The transcript is spliced from 6 exons. Bases 411 to 2270 code for a protein of 619 amino acids. The record is from RefSeq and is a predicted model, not a curated record. Lineage: Eukaryota; Metazoa; Chordata; Testudines; Geoemydidae. Gene Ontology annotation, molecular function: protein binding.
UCACCUUGCUACGGCCCUGAUCUGCUAUACGUCACAUGCUGUUUCUUUUAUAAUACUCACCAUGGUCAUGAGCAAAUACAAACAAGUUAAGUCCUGUCAGCAUCUGGGCUAAGUCAUCAUAGCGGCCGCAGUGUUCCCCAGCACCAUGAGCGAUAAAUACGAGGGCCCUAAAUGGAGCAUCAAGGUAUAAAGCAUUAACUUGGAAAUCAGCCUAGAAAGGCACCAGAGCUGUGGGUAAAAACAGCAUCAUCAUUUUAUCAACAAGCACCUCAGACAUCAACAAAUUCAAGCCAGAAAUAUUUUAUGAUGACGGCAUAUCACUUUGAGAGCAAUCGGACAUGCAAAUAGACCUUCCAAAAAUCAAGCAAGUUCUUGAAGAGAUUUAAAAAUAGAAAAUUUGGAGUUUUAUCAUGGAUCACAAGACCGAAGGGAAAAGGAAGCAGCGACAUAGCUUGACUUUACUGGAUCAAUUAAACAAUAUGAAAGAAUUAACACAAAUGAUUGAUGUGGUCCUUGUAGCAGAAGGUGAGAAGUUCCCCUGCCAUAAACUGAUAUUAGCUGCAUUCAGUCCCUAUUUCAAAGCCAUGUUUACCUGUGGCUUGCUUGAAUGCACCCAAAGAGAAGUGGUGCUCUAUGACAUCUCAUCAGAGAGUGUGUCCAUAAUACUCAACUACAUGUACAGUGCAGAUUUGAACCUCACUAAUUUCAAUGUCCAAAGUGUUGCUGUUGCUGCAUUUUUUAUGCAGAUGGAAGAUGUUUUCAAUGUGUGUCAGAAAUACAUGAUGGACCAUAUGGAUGCUUCCAACUGUGUGGGGAUCUACUAUUUUGCAAAGCACAUUGGGGCAGAAGAAUUGUCCGAUCAAGCUAGACAAUAUUUGUAUCAGCACUUUGCUGAGGUGAGCUUGCAUGAAGAAAUAUUAGAGAUUGAAGCACAGCAAUUGCUGAGUCUCAUAAGAUCAGAUGAUCUGAAUGUAUCCCGGGAGGAGAGCAUUUUGGACUUGGUCCUCAGAUGGGUGAAUCAUAGCAGAAAAUCACGUGUCGAGCACCUGAUUGAACUCCUGAAGCAAGUGAGACUGGAACUUGUAAGCCCUUCUUUCCUGGUGGAAGCUCGGAAAAGGAACACGGUGCUUCUGUCUAAUUCAGAAUGCCAUGAUAUGAUUGAUGGAGCAUUAGAAACUAUAAAGAAAUCCAACCACCCCUCUCUCAGUCUUCGCUAUGGUAUGGAGACCACCAGUCUUCUACUUUGCAUCGGCAAUAAUUCUCUGGGGAUUCGAUCAAGACAUGGUAGCUAUGCAGAUGCCAGUUUUUGUUACGCUCCUGCAACACAAAAGACUUACUUCAUUUCCUCCCCGAAGUAUGGUGAGGGUUUAGGAUGUGUGUGUACCGGUGUUGUCACUGAGAACAACGAUAUUAUUGUGGCAGGGGAGGCCAGUGCUGUCAAAAUGUCUAGACAAAAAGCCAAGAACAUUGAAAUUUAUAGGUACCACAGUAGAGGAAACCGGUUUUGGCAAAGUUUGUGCACUGCUCAGUUUCGUGAACUCUAUGCCUUGGGCACUGUUCAUAAUGACCUGUAUGUCAUAGGAGGGCAAAUGAAACUGAAAAACCAAUAUCUGGUCACAAACUGUGUUGAGAAGUAUUCCAUGGAGCAAGAUAGCUGGAGAAGCGUGGCGCCUCUUCCGGUGCAACUGGCCUGCCAUGCUGUGGUAACAGUAAAUAAUAAACUCUAUGUGAUGGGAGGCUGGACACCACAGAUGGAUCUCCCUGACGAUGAGCUGGAUCGAUUAAGUAACAGAAUGUUGCAGUAUGACCCAGGCCAAGACAAAUGGACAGAGUGCACACCAAUGAAGUACUCCAAAUACCGCUUCAGCACAGCUGUAGUCAACAGUGAGAUUUAUGUCUUGGGAGGAAUUGGCUGCUUGGGUCGAGACAGGGGACAGGCACGGCAAUGUCUUGAUGCAGUGGAGAUUUAUAACCCUGAUGGGGAUUUCUGGAGAGAUGGGCCUCCGAUGCCUUCUCCUUUACUCAGCUUAAGAACCAAUUCCACUAAUGCAGGCUCGGUGGAAGGGAAGCUGUAUCUCUGCGGAGGAUUUCAUGGAGCAGCUCGCCAUGAAAUUAUCACCAAAACGAUCCUAGAGUUGGAUACGUGGGGAAACCAGUGGAAUGUGGUGGCCGUCAACGUCCUCAUGCAUGACAGCUACGAUGUCUGCCUCGUAGCUAGACUGAACCCCCGAGAUCUCAUCCCCCCACCCUCUGACCUAGUGGAUCAAUAGAAAUGCAGUUGUUCCUUGUGCUUUCAGAUUCUGCUGUAGCUGAAGAGUUCAGACUAGAGAGAGGUGUGCAGCUUGACCUUGGAACUGGCCUGAGGUGAAAACUGGGUUCUACAGAGAUGAGUCUGUGACAGGCUCAAGCAAGCAAUGCCUUAGACCUGUGAUUCUUUCAGCCACUGCUAUAUACUCAGUAUUGGUACUUCAGGCUUUUGUGAUUGAUCCUAUGGGCUUCCCGUCCCAAUAAGCCUCUGGAGUUGGCCCAGGCACCCUACCACAGCACUUCAUCAUUUAGCUGUGUAAGCGCUAAUGUGCAACGCAGGUUGGGCGGCUGUGGGCCUUAGCUUCACCAUCAUAGUUGCAGCCCAAAGCCCAUUGCAGGGUAAAGCAGCACAACUGAAUGAGAGCCCUAGCAGGUGAAGAUAACGUUUCAAGGGAAGAUUCUGCCUUCACUUACAUUUGGGGCACCCCAUUGAUUUCAGCUGGGUUAACAAGGGUAUUAAGAGACAGUAACCUUGGUCGAAAUUGGUACAGUUGUCCAAAAGGGGUAGGUUGAAGCUGACCCAGUGCAUGAGCAGUGGUAGUGGGAGAGAAGAGGCAAGGAGCCUUCCUUUCUUUUGCACUCCUGCAGAGCAGCCAAGCAUAGUCCUGGUGGGGAGCACAGACUAGAGCGAACAGUAACACUCACUACCUUAAAGAGGUUGGGAUGAAUGUGGGCCGUGGCCCUGCCUCCAGCCCCUCAACAGCCCGUGGAGGUGAACCAGUUUUUGGGGGAGAACAUCCUGCAUCUUCUCUCAGGGUUCUGAAGCUCCUGUACCAGUAUCAGGAGGAAAUCCAGCUCUCAAGGGCUCGUGCUGCUGUGUGACCAGGUGUAGCCAGUGCCUUGAAGGUACAAUCUGGCUCAGUUUCUAAGCCCUUCUUAGUUAGAACUUUGAAUACAAUAUUUGAGGGGGGGCGGGAAUGAAACACAAAAAUAAAAAUUAAACCAACUUUAUCAUCAGCUGACGAGAUUUGCUGCCAUGCAUCCACACAAAGAGAACAAAGAUUCCCACGGCAGCUCCUCAGCAGUCUUGCAGUCAUUGUUUAUAUCAGGCUCUUGUUUAAAUAGAAAUAGCUUUCAUGUAGCAUGGGGAUAAACUCUGCACCAAAAGGGGGAUUUUGCUGUUUCCAGAGGGACUAAGAGUAGUUCAGACAGAAUGAUCACAUUGAGCUUCUUGAAGCAGCAUUAGGUUCACAGGAUUAGAUGACAGUAGACUAGAAAUGUGCUAAAGUCUCGCCAGGUAGCUGAUUUCCAGUUUGAAUUAGUAAUAUCCAUUCAUGUGUACUCUCGUGCCUGCCUCAUUGUGUGUCUGAGUGUCAUUUCCUAGGCAGUACAGGCAAGAGGAUUGGGAAGCUGAGCAGUUCUGUUGGGCUGAAACGACAAUUGAGAGGAUGCUGCUUUACUCAUAAAAUGAGACGAUCAUUGGAGAACACGGCAAUAUGUUAUAAAGUGUUGAAACGCUCAAUAAUUAAUUUGCAGAAAAAAAGUUGCUGCUUAGGGUCACAAGACCAACAACAAAACUGGCAAGAAGUGAUCAGCAAAGACAGACUCAGUCCCCUUCAAGAGUUUGAGGACCGUUACUUGCAGAGCAGGAUUCACAGACUGGAAUGGUGUGCUACACUCUUCUUGAAUCAUAUAUUUGGUUGCAAAAGUUCCAGCAGUUUAUAAUUCUCCCUGCUGUGACCGGUAGCAGGAGGGAUGGAGAAGAUGACCCAAAUGGCCUUUCUCAGCUCUAAUUUCUGUGAUUCAUGAACUAUUCCCUUGAGUAUCCAGUGGAACUAUCAAUCUGUUUUAUAAAAACACUCAACAGGAAGUUCACCAAAGUUUGCUGGAUAUAUACAGUACUGCACUGAGGGUCAAUUGGGCAGUGGAUAUUUUGUGUUUUAAAAGGAAAGAAGAAAUGAGGCUGUGAUCCUUAUGACUCAGCUCUUAUCUCUCACAUGUUCCGUAGGCAGGAUAUGUUUGACAGUCUAAACUUUCACAUUUGUGUCUAUCACCUCUGUAACGUUAAAUCAUUCUUGUUUCUUUCCUAGGUUGACAUGAGAAGUGACCCAGUGUAACUUUAGGGCAGUGCUGCUGCCAAGAUUGCCUCAGUGCUACAAACUAAAGUGGCCAGUUCUUAGGAUCUCUCCUGAAAACUUGGGUUUUUAAAUGCUCUUUGCGGUCAGUAUCCAGGUGACAUUAAAGUUGCCCUUUAAUGUGUUGUAAAAAACACUAGAGAGUUUACCCAGUUUCCUAAAUCGUAACAAAGGAAAUUUUCCUUAACCCUUGCUGUUACUGCAGAAAAAUGAUAUCUGCUGUGUUGAAUCAUUACAGUUCAGCUAUGCAGCUUACUAGCUGACAGGGAGUGAUACUCUUGAGUGACAGCUCACUUAGGUGGAAAGUUCUUAGAGACAUAGUAUCUAUCGUCAAGGUUACUUUGAACACUGCAUCAACCUCUGUCGGUUUUGUUUCCUUUAUUAUUUUUCAUUUACAGCUUAGUGGGGAAAAAAAGUGUUUGUUUUUGUGACUAUUCCUGCUCUGGCUUCUAUGUUUCCUGAGGCUUGAAACUUAACUAGAUCUACAGGGGAUGUGAAAUACACUCCAUUAUAGAGAGCUGCCUCUAUAGAUCCUAGGGGAAUUUUGGAGGGGACAUUCAGGUUUGUGGUGGACAUAGCUAAAGCCCCUCCAUCAAGCUUGCAUGCCUGGGAUGAAGUGACCUUUCCUCCCCACUCCAUAUCUAUUGUUUUUUGUAUAGUUAUUGAAAGAACUGGGUGAAAACUGUGCAGUCCAUCUAGGUCUGUCUUGCUAGCAGAAGGCGGUAUCGAUUGAUAUAUUGUGUACCCUGUGUGUGGAUCCAGCUGUCAGAGCUGGGGUGGGUUCUGGGGGCCGUUGUCAUUUAGGGUGGCCUCCCCUCAUUAGAGAUACGUCAUGAAGUGCAGGAGCUCAGUCAGCCUUGGGCAUGCCCUGAGCACUGCUCAGCAUUCUAACCAAAGCUAGCAUAACUUUUGUCCCUUGUCCUGAACUCAUUUUCCUUUCUUCUUGUGGGGCAAGGAUUGUUUUGUUUUGGAGUUGUUUUUUCUGCUCUUUGUGGGGGUGGCAGGGAGAGGAUGGGAGUUUUCCAAAUGUCUCAUGGUGGAAAGUCCAAUAGAGUUGCUUAGGGACAUCUCAGGGUGGAGUUCUGUAAAUUCUUACAGUUCUGGAAAUUCUGUGGUCAGUCUAAAAGAUCUGGAAAGCCCAGGCUCUCUAAACUUUCUAAAUCAAUAAUUAGUACCGUAAUAAAAACUUGAGAGGGACAGGAGCAAGCAAGCUUAGUGGUAGAUAGUUUUGAGCCAAAAUCUUUCUCAGAUCUCUUGAUUCUUGCAGCCCCACUGCCACCUUCAUGAGUUCAGAAUUAAUUUCAUACUCAUGGGAAAGUUUGCACAUACCCACAAUAAUUAUUUGUUUCAUCCAUGGCCCAUCUCUGGUUAACUGUGGUGGCCAGUUCUUAGGAGCUCUCCUCAACACUCAGGUUUUUAAAUGCUCUUUGCUGUCAGAAUCAAAAUGACAGUAAAGUUGCCCUUUAACGUGUUAACUCAGAUUUUUCCCAAGGUUGUGCUUACAUCCGUAAUGCUAGUAUGCAAACAAAGACGUAUUGGCAAGAUGUGGCAUUGUAUAAAUGGAUGCUGUUAAGCAAAAACAGACAUGUUAAUUUCAGUUUCACUUGAAACUCUGAAAUAUAUCACCUGUUCCCAAAUUGGAAGGGACAAUUGAGAGGUAAUUUAGAGUAUUGCAAAUAAAGGAGAGGAGAAAAAAAUGAAAACUCUAUAAAAAGUUA